UCAUCUCCCAAUAUGUUUGUUCGAGGCUACUGCUGUUUAAGUUAUUAUCAUAAUCUAUUACGUAGUCAACAGCAGUGGGACUCUUCCCCGUGUUCCUGUGGAGGAGCCUGUGCUAUUGGCUUCCUCCCAUUUUGUGUGCAUAUGUACCGAGACAGCAGAUGGCUUCAGCUUGCGGUCCAGGCCGACCAUACGGCUGCAGCCUGACAACAGACAGCCCAGGUUGACAGAGGACACAGCGGUUCAACCACGUCAGAGGGCCAAAUAAAGCGGAUGAUUGGAGUCAGAGCAAAGUGCGCACAGGAAGCCGCUUCUGCAUAACUUUUACUCUUCCAUGAUUUCCAACGCACGCCAUAAUGCGGCGGUAUUAUGGCAAAGUCCCGGGUCGGCAGUGGCUCUCGCCGAUUGGCAUCUUGUAUUUUUGGACAUUAUGGGUCUCACCUGUGAUGUUACACCCACAGUGUUUGGAUUUUAAGCCGCCCUUUCGACCGCUGAGGGAGCUGGAGUUUUGCGUAAUGUACAAGGAGUUUGGCUGCUGUGAUUAUCAGAAAGAUCAGGAGCUGAUGACAAAAUACUACCGGAUUAUGGAUAAUUUUGAUUAUCAUGGUUAUUCCAACUGUGCUGGGUUCGUGUUGGAGCUACUUUGCCAGGAAUGCUCACCCUAUGCAGCUCACCUCUUUGAUGCAGAGGACCCCAGCACCCCGGACCGGACCAUCCCAGGUCUUUGUCCCGACUACUGCGCCCAGUUUUGGAAAAAGUGCAGUUCCACCAUCCCUCUCCUGUCUGAUGACCCACACAUAGCCAAAGUCAAAGAAGACCCGACACUUCUCUGUCAGCACCUGGAGCUACAGGAUGAGGACUACUGCUACCCACACCUCCUUUCUAAUCAGAAACUCACCCAGAGCCUGGGCCGGGUCCAGUCAGAUUUGGACGGCUGUCUGCAGCUGUGUCUAGAAGAAGUGGCCAACGGGCUGCGUAACCCACUCGCUAUGGUGCAUGCCAAUGAUGGCACACAUCGUUUCUUUGUGGCAGAACAGGUGGGAUUGGUGUGGACAUACCUCCCUGACCAGUCCAAAUUGGAGAUACCAUUCUUGAACAUUACCAAGGUGGUGUUAACAUCGUCAUGGGAAGGGGAUGAAAGAGGCUUUCUGGGACUGACCUUUCACCCCCAGUACAAGUACAAUGGGAAGCUGUAUGUGUAUUACUCAGUAGAGGUGGGUUUUGAUGAGAGGAUCAGGAUCAGUGAGUUCCGUGUGUCAUCCAACGACAUGAAUGUGGUGGAUCAUGGAUCUGAGCGGGUUAUUCUGGAGAUCGACGAACCUGCAUCCAACCACAAUGGAGGGCAACUGCUAUUUGCUGAUGAUGGCUACUUGUACAUUUUCACAGGAGAUGGUGGAAUGGCAGGAGACCCAUUUGGGAAAUAUGGGAACGCCCAGAACAAGUCAGCUCUUUUGGGUAAAGUUCUUCGCAUAGAUGUAGAUGACAACGAGCGAGGCCCGUUAUACAGAAUCCCUCCUGAUAACCCCUUCAUACAUGAGAGGGGAGCACGACCUGAGGUUUAUGCUUACGGUGUCCGCAAUAUGUGGAGGUGCUCUGUGGACCGGGGCGACCCCCGGAACAGAGAGGGCAAAGGGCGCAUCUUCUGUGGGGAUGUAGGCCAGAACAAGUUUGAAGAGAUCGACAUCAUUGAGAAAGGCCGGAACUAUGGCUGGAGAGCCAAAGAGGGCUUCUCCUGCUAUGAUAAGAAGCUGUGCGCCAACAGCUCACUUGAUGAUGUCCUUCCCAUUUAUGCAUACCCUCACAAAAUGGGCAAGUCAGUGACGGGUGGCUAUGUCUACAGAGGGUGUGAAUACCCCAAUCUGAAUGGCAUGUACAUAUUUGGAGACUUCAUGAGUGGGCGUUUAAUGAGUCUGCAAGAGGACAGAAAUACAGGACAAUGGAAAUACAAUGAGAUUUGUAUGGGGCCUGGCCUGACCUGUGCCUUCCCUGGACUCAUCAACAACUAUCAUCAGUACAUCAUUUCCUUUGCUGAGGAUGAAGCUGGCGAGCUGUACUUCAUGUCGACUGGAAUACCGAGCGCUACGUCACCUUCGGGAGUUGUUUAUAAAGUGGUGGAUCCCUCCAGACGUGCUCCACCCAGACAAUGUCACUAUGACCCUCUUCCUGUCAGAGUGAAAAGUAACCUCAUCAAAUUUGUUCCACAAGAAAUAUUAAUGGGUGUUGAGUCACCAAGCAAAAACGACCCUGAGCCACAACCCACAGACUCACACGAUUGGCUCCAAGAGCUCAUUGAUCGUCUGGGUGAACUGGGACCUGAACCGACCACCCCUUUUCCAACCACAACUACCACCAAACCACCCAGGCAUUCAAGACGGAAAGGUCGGCGCAGAAAGGGCAAGCACAGACCAGAGAGUGUACCUGAGCUUCGGAAUGGAGCUGUAAGGCUGGUUGGGGACGAACCAGACAGCAGUAACCGUGGGCGAGUGGAGAUCUACGUUAACGGGGAGUGGGGUACUGUGUGUGAUGACCUGUGGAGCACCAAGAAUGCUGCGGUGGUUUGCCGGCAGUUAGGCUUCCGGUACGCUCUGAAGGCAGCCAAGAACUCAGAGUUCGGAGAGGGGAAGGAUCUACGGAUUCUUCUGGAUGACGUCCAGUGUGAAGGGACAGAGUCUAACCUGCUGGACUGCAAACAUGCUGGUGUGGGGACACAUAACUGUGCCCAUUAUGAAGAUGCUGGUGUAAUCUGUGGCAACUCAGACUACGUUGUAGGAGUCUAAAAGUCUGACCACUAUGAAGUCAGAGCUAAUUAUAAUAGACUAAACUUUGAAAUCCACCGCACAUUUAACAAUUAAAACAGGUGUUUUCAAUUUAUUCUUGGUGGAGUAUUUUACUCAUCACCAUUAAUGAACAAACCAAAUGUAGACAAUAACAGGACGAGUUAUUUCCAGCACCUACAAUAGAGUUUAAUAGCAAAAAUGAUUUUGUGAUCUAAAGCUGCUGGAUUGUGUUGCCAAUCUAUCACAAUAAAAGAGGAAAGAGCAUGGCUCUAAAUAUUUCAUAAAGCCCAAAUGUAAAAGCAAACAAUUCAGGAAACAAUCUAAAACGGAAAGUUGGAAACACCAUCACAGUCAGUUCUGUCAUUAAAGCCUUCCAGGGGUUAUUUAUGAGAAAACAGCUGGAAUUCAUUGAUGCUAUCUAACACCGUAAAUGUAUCCCAGGGUGAAUUUUUCAGUCAUGACUUACAGUAUAGCACUUCUCAUCUCCCAGAGGUAAUUGUAUAAAUUAGUUUUAUGUUUUAAUUUUUCACCACAUGCUUGAAUGUAUAAUUUGAUUGUAUGGCCCUACUGCAUAUGUCCUUGGCUCCUCAGUGAUUUAUGACAUUAACAAAUUUGACAAUUAUUGUCUGAAUGUUCAAUUUCCUAACAUGUUAAAUGUUCAAUACUCACUGAAUGAAUGUAUGGCUGCAUCAUUGCCAUGUUAUCAUUAUCAUGUUAUCAUUUUGGUAAGUGAUUUUAAUAAAAGCUGACAACUCUC
Molecule: messenger RNA, 3531 nt
Organism: Scomber japonicus (chub mackerel)
Lineage: Eukaryota; Metazoa; Chordata; Actinopteri; Scombriformes; Scombridae
Gene: hhipl1
Product: HHIP-like 1
Exons: 9
Coding region: 354-2774 (806 amino acids)
Cellular component (GO): membrane
Source: RefSeq, a predicted model, not a curated record